AUGGACAAUAAGUAUCGAAGAACACCAUUACAGAAGGUUGAUGUUGUUAUAUCGAGGAAGGUGAAGACACUUAGAUAUGAAGAAUUUGUUGUUUCAGAUAUGAAUGGAAACUUUGUGUUCAAAGUUAAAGGCACAUCUUUUGGAUGGCAUGAUAAGAGAGUUAUUCUUGAUGAUGCAGACAAUCCCUUGAUCACUCUCAAACAAAAGAUAUUAACUCAGCAUUUGAGAUGGAAUGCAUUUAAAGAAGAAAGCACAGAUGAGAAAGACUUUUUAUUUACUAUAAAGACAACAACCAUAUUUCAGUGGAAGACCGAAUUGGCUGUUUUCUUAGCAAAUAACAAUUCUAAGGAGAAGGUGUGA
Solanum tuberosum (potato) is the source of this 360-nucleotide messenger RNA. RefSeq names its product protein LURP-one-related 15-like. The transcript is spliced from 3 exons. Lineage: Eukaryota; Viridiplantae; Streptophyta; Magnoliopsida; Solanales; Solanaceae. Bases 1 to 360 code for a protein of 119 amino acids. The record is from RefSeq and is a predicted model, not a curated record.